GUUAUCCUUCUCCAACUUUGUACAGGUGUUCUGUACGUUGCUGACGUUCGUCAAGGUUGAAGUCAGAGACGGCACACGGAACCCACGCCGAGCUGGCUUCAUGCCGCUGUGUUAUUUUUCGUAGUAGCAGUGACCUAGGACAGAGGGCUGUGACUGUGCGGUGUACCGUUCCAACCACAAUUAGUUCUAGCCGUCCUACCACAAUUAUGCGUAAGACUGCCAGCUUCUGUCGACUACCGUCCUUGCUGUGCCGGAGUGCGCCAGCUGUUUCAUCGCAGACCGCCACGCCGGUGUUGUCAGCGCUGUCUGACAAGUUUGUUCAUUUCGGCUCCAGUCACCCCAGUGGCCUACAAACACAGUCAUGCAGGGGUCACCAACGCCUGAACCGCUACGCAGUUGGAGCAGGUGCCCUGUUGUCCGGUUACUUGCUCUGGAGGCAGCGUGCAAUGUGGCUACCCAUUGUCUCUGCCUCCACUGUUCCGCCACCAUCCACCCGGUUCAACUUCAUCGCUGAUGCUGUUGAAAAGACGGCGCCUGCUGUGGUCUACAUCGAGAUACUGGGCAGGCACCCAUUCACUCAACAGCAGAUAGCCGUCUCCAAUGGCUCUGGCUUUGUGGUGCGCCCCGAUGGUCUCAUCCUAACAAAUGCACAUGUUGUGGCCGAUGGCCGGCUUGUGACUGUUAAGUUGCACGACGGGCGUCAAUUCACAGGAAAAGUGGAGGCCGUGGACCGCCGCUCUGAUCUUGCCACCGUUCGCAUCCCAGCAAAGGGUCUGCCGACGCUACAACUCACCCACACAGACCAACUUCGACCCGGCGAGUGGGUGGUUGCCAUGGGAAGUCCGCUUGCCCUCAACAACACCAUCACGGCUGGUGUGGUCAGCUCCGUACACCGUUCAAGCAAGGAGCUCGGCAUUCACAAUGAGAUGGACUACAUCCAGACUGAUGCCGCCAUCAAUUUUGGCAACUCGGGAGGACCCCUCAUCAACCUGGAUGGAAAUGUGAUCGGCAUCAACACAAUGAAAGUCACAGCAGGAAUCUCCUUUGCCAUCCCGGCUGAUUAUGCAAUGAACUUUCUGGAAGAGGCAUCAAAGAAAAACCAGGAGGAGACAUCAGCCGAGCGAUGGUACCUGGGCAUCACGAUGCUGACGCUGACGCCUAGCCUCAUCCUGGAACUGCAGCAGCGUGACCCUAUGUUCCCGCAUGUCACGAAUGGAGUCCUUGUCUGGAGGGUCAUGCUGGGCUCGCCUGCAAACCUACCUUCACCAAUGAUGUUGCAAGGAAUGGAGCACAGACAGCACCUGCACAUGAUGAGAAGCCUGCCCUCUAGUUUCAGCUGCAGUCUAAAUCAUCAUCAUCAUCAUCAUAAUCACCAUCACCACCAGCGUGGCCGGUCUCCAGCCUGGUGAUAUCAUCGUGAAGAUUGGAGGUGCAGAAGUCAAAUCUUCCCAGGACGUUUACAAGGCACUUGAAGUGUGGAAGCCACUUGAUAUUGAAGUCAUACACAGAGGCACCCGAAAGAAGCUCAAAGUUCAACCUUGAGUAGCAUAUUAUCAGAAAUAAAAUGUCCAUUUUAUGUU
Messenger RNA from Dermacentor andersoni, 1580 nucleotides. It is a transcript of the gene HtrA2, whose product is annotated as HTRA2-related serine protease. Gene Ontology annotation, molecular function: protein binding; serine-type endopeptidase activity. Gene Ontology annotation, biological process: proteolysis; positive regulation of apoptotic process; programmed cell death. Lineage: Eukaryota; Metazoa; Arthropoda; Arachnida; Ixodida; Ixodidae. The record is from RefSeq and is a predicted model, not a curated record.